CCAAGUCGGACUCAACUGUACAUCAUGACAGACGUUCCAGUGACAUUCAGUCAGGUUGAGUGUAAUGGGGAUACACCCCCUGAAAACGGUCAGCAAAAAAUCACUAAAAUCACAGAAGAAGCCAGUGAUAUGGAUGGCACCCCACCAUACUGCAGGGUAGAAUCUAGUCUUAAAGAUGAACCCACGGAAGGAAAUCAGGAGAAAAGUGCAAAAUUACAAGAGAACAUACUGCUGAACUCGUCCAUGGAUGAGAAGAUUCUAAAAGAAAAACCAGAAGAGAAUCUCUAUAUUGUUCAUAAGGCUAUCACAGAUCUUUCUCUCCAAGAAACAAGCGUUGAUGAAAUGACAUUCAGAGAAGGACAUCAGUGGGAGAAGAUUCCUUCGAGCAGCAGUAACCAAGAACUAAGUAGACAAAAGGAAAGGAUUGCUCAACAACCUUUAGGAGAGAGAGAAGAUGAGGAUCUGAAGAACAAAACUCAACAUCAGGCAAUGGAAAUUGAAUGGUUAGGAUUUCGGAAACCUAGCCAAGUUGAUGUGUUACAUUCUAAGCAAGAGGUUUGGGAUGAAGAAAUUAAUAAUGAUGAUGAUGAUGAUUGCAAAGAUGAUGAAGAUGAAGUUCGAGUGAUAGAAUUUAAGAAAAAAAAUGAAGAAGGUUCUCAGUUAAAAGAGGAAGGCGAUGCAAGUGAGGACUCCCCACUGAGCAGCCCCAGUUCCCAACCUGUCACACCUGAUGAGCAGUCAACCUUCGGGAAGAAGGGUGAUAUUUCCAGAAAUGCUUAUUCAAGAUACAAUACAAUAUCCUAUCGGAAAAUCAGAAAGGGGAACACCAAGCAAAGAAUUGAUGAAUUCGAGUCUAUGAUGCAUUUAUAA
This is a messenger RNA of Eubalaena glacialis (North Atlantic right whale), 870 nucleotides long. RefSeq names its product ermin (gene ERMN). Lineage: Eukaryota; Metazoa; Chordata; Mammalia; Artiodactyla; Balaenidae. The transcript is spliced from 3 exons. The record is from RefSeq and is a predicted model, not a curated record. The coding region runs from base 25 to 870 and encodes 281 amino acids. Gene Ontology annotation, cellular component: filopodium; extracellular exosome; myelin sheath. Gene Ontology annotation, molecular function: actin filament binding. Gene Ontology annotation, biological process: morphogenesis of a branching structure; regulation of cell shape; actin filament organization.